UUAUAGUGAAAAACUUUGUUUUUACGGCUUAAUUUUUUUUCUCUUUCCAGAAUUCCUCGAGACAUCUGCUUCUCAAGCGGGAAACCAUGGACAAGUCACUGCUGCUGCUCUCCAUCCUGUUACCGCACGUCCUGUGCCAAACUACGACGACAGUGCCAUCAACUCCACAGGUGCCCUUGACGACGCCGUUCAUCAUCAAUAACUACACGUCAACGGUGGCAACAACUCCACAGGUGGCCUUGACGACGCCGCCCGUCACCGACACGUCGACGGUGGCAACAACUCCACAAGUGCCCUUGACGACGCCGUCCAUCACCGAUUCUACGACCAUAUCGACGACGACAGCGCCACUCGACGUAGUUCACUUCCACAAUGGCAGCGGCACCUUCGCCUCGACCGACUUCGUGCCGAGCGACCGAGCCGUCGAGUUCUCGUUUGUCAUCCACACGGUGGCGCCCUACGUCAUCAAGGUCAAGUUCGAGUGGCUCAACCUCAUGAACCACUCGUCGUGCGUGAACGAGAGCCUGACGGUGCUGGACGGUGAGCCCGGCAGCGGUGACCCGGAGUCCCUGGUCGUUCUGUGCGGCACGGGGCGCGGAUCCGUGCCGCCCCACAGCCUCAAGUCGACGGGGCAAAGCCUCAGCCUGGUGCUCAACUCCACGGGGCCCCUGGAGGGUCGUGGAUUCAACGUCAGCUACCUGUACGUUGCUGCGACACGGACCAACCAAGACUGCGGAGUGGAGACGGGGGGGUGGGCGAAUCCGUGGUCCGCUCUGCUCUACCUGGGAGCGAGCAAUCCUGUGUGCGAAGCCACUCUCAUCAGCCCACAGUGGCUCAUCACCACUGCCUCGUGCUUCAAUAACAGGUCUUUGAUUCCGGGCGACUGGCUCGCCGAGUUCAACAACAACACUGGCUACACCAACUACAGCCUCGGGAGCAUCGCUCAGCACCCCAAGUUCAACGCCUCCACGUGGGACUAUGACGUGGCCCUGGUGCGCCUGGUCACCACCGUCAGCCUGUCGGACCAGAUCCGGCCCGCGUGCCUGCCCCACCGUCUUCAGCAAGUGCCUCUGCCGGGCAAAUCCUGCUCGGUCAGAGGUUCCGCCGUUUCAAACCGCGUGAGCAUCAUGGAGCAGAGUGAAUGCCAGGUCGUGUUCAACGCCACGGUGACCAGCAGAAAACUCUGUGCCUCCUACGACAUGUGUGGGGAACACACUUCGCCGCUGCUCUGCAAGGAGGUGGAUGGGCGACAGUACGUGACGGGAGUGGGUGGACGUGGAUCCUGUGGUCCGAUCUCGACGUUCAACAGGGUCUGGAGGGUCCUGAGCUUCAUUAACCAAACCAUCUACUGAAAUCAAUAACGUCAUUUACUUGAUACGGCUGUCGUGGCUGUGACGGUACCACCUGAAGACGGAAGCUUGUGUUGCCUCCGAAACGUCGUGAUUUUUAUUUUAUUUUUAAUUUUUAAUGUUUUUACCUACGUGACUUUACCGGGAAAAAACCCCUAAGAAUAUGAAUAUUAAUAACGUCUUCAGAGAAACACUCGGGGUAUGCAGGAGGGAGGGGAGGGAGUUGGCGUCUCUCUCAUCAUCACAGUGGCUAGGAUAUGUUAACUGCCUCGCCUGGUGUACAGGAGGUCGUGGGUUUAACCCCGAACCUGACGAUGCCUGCUGCUGUAUAUUUGGAGUCUGUGUCUCUCUCUCUCUCAUCAUCAUCACGGUGGCUAGGAGAUGUUAACAACCUCACCUGGUAUACAGGAGGUCGUGGGUUUGAUCCCGACCCUGACGAUGCCUGCUGCUGUAUAUUUGGAGUCUGUGUCUCUCUCUCUCCCGUGGUCGCGUGGAUUUUUUCUCCGGGUCCUUUGGGGUUUUCUCCUCCACAUUUAGGAUCAAUGUCACGGCAUUUAGAGUAUUUGGCUUCUGCAAGAAAUGUCCACACGACGGCGUUGAUCUUCUUGGUUCUUUCGGUAAAGUCACGUAGAA
Messenger RNA from Lethenteron reissneri (Far Eastern brook lamprey), 1982 nucleotides. RefSeq names its product serine protease 55-like. The record is from RefSeq and is a predicted model, not a curated record. Gene Ontology annotation, molecular function: serine-type endopeptidase activity. NCBI's taxonomy places the organism in Eukaryota, Metazoa, Chordata, Hyperoartia, Petromyzontiformes, Petromyzontidae. Gene Ontology annotation, biological process: proteolysis.